UAGCCAAAACUACUUUCGGCCAAUUAAGCGUAGGAGGUGUUCUUUAUAGUAAUUUCGUAUAUCAACUGUCCAUAGGCCAUUCUUCCAACCAGUAAAAUAGCCCAAACCCUAGAGAGGAGAGACGGCUCUGCUCUGCUGCUUCACCAUCCACAGGGUUUCGAGUUGUUGAUUGGCAGCAAUGGCACCAGCCAAAGACAGUUUGAAAAAGGCUGACGCAAAGGCACAGGCUGUGAAGGCUGCAAGAGCAGUAAAGUCAGGUCCAACCUUCAAGAAGACCAAGAAGAUCAGAACUAAAGUUACAUUUCAUCGACCUAGGACAUUGAAGAAGGAGAGGAAUCCUAAGUAUCCUCGCAUUAGUGCUACACCAAGGAACAAGCUUGAUCAUUAUCAGAUUUUGAAAUAUCCUCUCACAACUGAGUCUGCAAUGAAAAAGAUUGAAGACAACAACACCCUGGUAUUUAUAGUUGAUUUGCGUGCUGACAAGAAAAAAAUCAAGGAUGCUGUCAAGAAGAUGUAUGACAUUCAGACUAAGAAAGUGAAUACCCUGAUCAGGCCCGAUGGUACCAAGAAGGCAUAUGUUAGGUUGACACCAGACUAUGAUGCCUUGGAUGUGGCAAACAAGAUUGGAAUCAUUUAAGUGCUUGCCCUCUGCUUCCUAAGUUAUUUUUUUGCUUUUGUAUUCCAGAGUAGGGCAGUUUUGUUGUGACAUUACGGAGUGAGAUCUGCAAAAUUAGUUUAAAGUUGUGAACCUGUGCAACUCAUGGUUUUGACUGGCAUUGGGAUCCAGCGACCUUGUAGGCUUGAAGUUUGAUUCAUCGAUUUUGAACUAUGCAUUCCACGAGUUACCAUACUUUCAGAUAUUAGAUCA
Populus trichocarpa (black cottonwood) is the source of this 868-nucleotide messenger RNA. Its product is annotated as 60S ribosomal protein L23a. The transcript is spliced from 4 exons. The record is from RefSeq and is a predicted model, not a curated record. Lineage: Eukaryota; Viridiplantae; Streptophyta; Magnoliopsida; Malpighiales; Salicaceae. Gene Ontology annotation, biological process: ribosomal large subunit assembly; translation. Gene Ontology annotation, cellular component: cytosolic large ribosomal subunit; ribosome. Bases 179 to 637 code for a protein of 152 amino acids. Gene Ontology annotation, molecular function: rRNA binding; structural constituent of ribosome.